UAGUAUUCGUUGAAAAAAAGUCUGGAACAAAUUGUUGAUAAGUUUUGUUUUGCAUUUUUGCAGGCAUCUUGUUGUUUUUGUGUUUCAAAUUUGAAGAAGAGAAGUAAAUUGAGGCCAUGGAGAAACCUACUGUGACCGAACAACCUCCCCCGUAUUCUGCUACAAUGCCGCCAGGUUCCCAAAACAUUCCUCAGUAUGGACCACCACCGCAGCCGCAGGGAUCAUUUCCACCUCCCCCACCAGGCUACACUCCGCAACAGUACCCCUCCGCACCACAAGGCCAACCGUAUGCCAUGCCAAACUACGGAGCAACUAACAUCAUUAUACCACCAACAAUAAUAGCCGUUGGUGCCUGUCCAGCCUGCCGAGUCGGUAUACUAGAAGAUGAUUUCACAUGUCUCGGUAUUUUAUGUGCUAUCCUCUUUUUCCCUAUUGGAAUCUUGUGCUGUCUCGCUCUCAAGAACAGGAGGUGCUCAAACUGUGGAGCAAUGUUCGGAUAGAAAUGCUACAAAUGUUUGUUGAUU
This is a messenger RNA of Aricia agestis (brown argus), 524 nucleotides long. Its product is annotated as brain protein I3. The coding region runs from base 117 to 500 and encodes 127 amino acids. NCBI's taxonomy places the organism in Eukaryota, Metazoa, Arthropoda, Insecta, Lepidoptera, Lycaenidae. The transcript has 2 exons. The record is from RefSeq and is a predicted model, not a curated record.